AUGCGCCGACUGCGCUGGUUUGCGGGUUUGUGGACAAGAUUUGUUUAUGUCCGUCCGGCUUGCAAGGCUCAGGCGGGUAGGCGGGGUUGCAAGGCCCGCGUUUGUGACCGGCGCUCGCCUCAUCCCAUGGGCGGCCACGGCGUUGCCAGCGCGCGUGGCGUGGCGCCGUCCCUGCGGCUACUGGGCCGAGCUGCCAGCAGCGAGAACGGGGACGUUUGUGGCUUGUACACGCUCUCCGCCUGGACAACCCCCCAAAUUGGCCAAAGCCAGGAAAGCCAGGGAAACGGGGCUACACCGACGCGGGCCGUGUACUCACAGGUGGGGACCGGCACAGUGAUCACCUUCCGCCGCGACCGGUGGGUCAUUGACCGUGAGGGGGUCCGUGACUCGGACAUGGCCGUUGCGUGGGCCAAAGACAACGGGGACCGGGGGCCACCGAGGGCCGGGUGGCACGUGUUCAGCGGCAGCGCGGGCGACUUCCUGCUCGACACCAGCAUGGCAGUUAUUGACGCCCCAGAUGUAACUUUGAUCAGCCAGCGCGCGGACAUGAACGGCGAGUACCGCUUCACAGGCUUGAGUGACGGCUAUCCUCUCUACUCCAAGGACGGUAUGAUUAUUCGCUACCACCCCGAAGGGCGAAAGUGGCUUGUUGCGGACAAGGAGCACAGAGGUACGACUUGCCUGGCCUAUGCCGAAGCGAUGGACACCCUCCAUCCCGGUUAUGCGCAGUUGCAGUGGCAUUUUUGGGAUGCUGAACGGGGACAGUGGAUUGCAGAUAGCAGUUCUCAUUGCUUGGCAGCGCCGAAAGCCAUCCACAUCCUUGGAAGACACCCCCAGGCAUGCAAUGCGCGGAUUUGUGGCACUUACCACUUGGCCGGGUUGAGGGAAGGCAGGCCACUGUACUUGCUCCCUGGGAAGAAAGCUGUGAUUCGGUACGCAGCAGAUUCAGACAGGUGGCUGAUCGACUUCGAGGCUCUGGCGGAGCCUGGGAUCCUGGGCCGGAUUCUGAACUGGGCUUUAUCUAAAGACAAUUCCGAGUGCAGCGCUUUUGCCGCGGCCCUGAACAGUUUCCACCCAGGGCAUCUGGAGUUGGAGUGGUACGUGUGGGAGACGCAGCAGAGUCGUGCGGCGCUGGAUGUGAACGUUCGUGCCUUCUCGGCGCCCUCCAAGCUGUGCGUGGUGGGCCGGGCCACGUCUUCCGAGAACGGGGACAUCGCCGGGGACUACUUUUUGUGCCCCGAAACGCACAAGGCGUGGCCGGCCUUCAGGAAGAAAAACUCUACCAUGGCCAUCCGCAGGGAGCAGACGCGCUGGGUUAUCGAUCGGGACGGCCUGCGAGACUCCUUGAUCUGCACCGCCUUUGCGUCAGCCACUCCAGGCUUCCAACAUGCAGGAGACGGUGGGAGUCAGAAAUGGCACGUCUACGACAGCAGAAGCGGCUCCCACCUACUGGAUCCCAACCUUCAAGUUCUGACUGAUGCACUUGAAGGAGUUUGCAACUCCGUGCGUGUGCUCACGGAAAGGCUGACUGACUGUGGCUGGGUCUCGGACGGGCUGCAGCUGCUGGACGCGCCCAGCCGCCGCGCCUGCGAUGGCCUGUGCCAGCGCCUGACCGACGCCUACCGCGCCGAGGCCGCAGUGGUGGUGCUGGACCAGCUCUCGCCCUCAGUGCAGCGGAGCGACGCCUUUGCUGCGGCGCUGUUGAACUUCUGGGGCGUCGGGGACCGCCGCCUCCACACGGGCCUGUUGAUUUUGCUUCUGGUCGGCCAGCGGCGCCUGGAGAUGCGGACGGGCUACGGCCUGGCGCGCGUGCUGCCGAAGGAGCUCUUGCAGCGCGUGCAGCAAGAGAGGAUGCUACCCCACCUGGCGGCUGGAUCCCCGGGCCGCGCACUCCGUGAAGGCCUGGAGGCGAUCCUGCAAGCCAUGGAAGCAGCGCCCAAGCACUGGCGCGGGCCGUUCGAACAGCGGAACAAGCCCGAUGCUGAACGCCAGGUUCGUCCGCAGGUCAGUUGCGGCGUUUGCGCGGACCUUGCUUGCGGGGAUGUGGGGACUGAGAUCUGA
Effrenium voratum is the source of this 2061-nucleotide messenger RNA. The record is from the annotation of a GenBank genome assembly. Lineage: Eukaryota; Dinophyceae; Suessiales; Symbiodiniaceae.